Molecule: messenger RNA, 1393 nt
Organism: Brassica oleracea var. oleracea
Lineage: Eukaryota; Viridiplantae; Streptophyta; Magnoliopsida; Brassicales; Brassicaceae
Product: F-box protein DOR-like
Exons: 1
Coding region: 104-1318 (404 amino acids)
Molecular function (GO): protein binding
Source: RefSeq, a predicted model, not a curated record
CUUCCGAGUCUUCUUUGUCCAAGAAAAAAAAACACAGAGAGUUCGAAACGUACGAACUCAGUCUUUCGAGAAAGAUAACGAACUCUACUCAAGAGUCACCGCCAUGCAACCACCGCGGCAGAACGUCUCGAAGGGCGGCGAACUAACCAUUUAUCGAGGCGUCACGCGAUCGAUGACCAGACGUCAUCGGAACUCAUUGCCGGUUCCGGACGAUCUCGCUAUGGAGAUAUUCACGAGGCUGCCGUCGAAGGCGAUAGCGAGAUGUCGUUGCGCAUGCAAGCUCUGGUCCUCCACGCUUCGCAGUCAAGAUUUCACAGAGCUUUUCUUGACCAAAUCUUGUGCUCGCCCUCAGCUCCUUUUCGUCCUGGACGAUUACAGCGUCGGCGAGUUAGUCUUCAUCUCGUCGCCUCAGCCUGAAAAUCCGGAAGAGAACUCGUACGUUGUAGCCUCCAACCCUCUUGCGUGUUUCCCACGUUCCAGUGGAUUCUAUGGUUAUACCAACGGCUUCUUCUGUUAUGGAGCUAACCGGAACCUUAAGGGGCUGAAAUUGCCAGUGUGUGUUCCGGUGAUAUGUAACCCCAGCACGGGACAGUCCUUGACCAUGCCUAGAUUGAUCUCGAAAAAGAAGUAUGGAGUGCAAAGCUAUCUUGGAUACGAGCCGAUGGAGAAAGAGUUCAAGGUGUUGUCGAUGAAUAAGUCGCGUACUGGUGAGGUGAUCUCUGUGGAGCACCAAGUUCUGACAUUAGGAACCAAGAAUUUGUCAUGGAGGUUGGUCGAAUGUUGCAUCCCACAUCGUUCUUCAAGUAAGUGGAUAUGCAUCAGUGGCGUUCUUUACUACGCAGCUAGUGCAGCUGGAUCUUUCGAGAAUUCUAUGGUCGUUUGUUUUGACUUGAGGUCUGAGAAGUUCUGCUCUGUCAUGUUCAGUAAAGCAAUGCCUCGUUCAACAACUCUAGUAAACUACGAUGGGAAACUAGGUUUGCUUAUGUCUGGAGAUUCUCAUGAUGACGUUACUCGAGCAACUACAAGUUUUGAGCUGUGGGUUCUGCUUGACGCUGCACAACACGAGUGGUCCAAUCAUGUCUACGUAUUACCACCUUCGUGGGAGGAUGUUGUUUCAGAGGACAUGCGCAUUGCUGGAAUGGUUGCUGUAAAUGAAAUCGUCUUGGCCCCCUGGUUCCAAAGUGUGCCUUCCUAUGUCAUCUACUUCAACGUGGAGAGAAAGACGAUCACAAAAGUUGGAAUCCAAGGACUGGAAGCGUUUCAGGGUGAGAGUUUCAAAACCUAUCUCAACUAUGUUGAGAAUGUGAAGCUUCUUUAAGCAGUUUUAUAAGUGAGAGACAAAGUGUAGUUUUCAUUUUGUGUGUUUCGUUUUUUUCUAGCAUCUUAGUUUGAA